Caenorhabditis sp. 36 PRJEB53466 is the source of this 5437-nucleotide messenger RNA. Lineage: Eukaryota; Metazoa; Nematoda; Chromadorea; Rhabditida; Rhabditidae. The record is from the annotation of a GenBank genome assembly.
AUGACGGGUAAGUCUGUGUGUGUGACUAAUAGAAAAAGGGCACAAAAUCCAUGAAUUAUUCAUAUUAAUCGAGUGCGAAAGUUUUCGUUUUCACGGAUUAGCAAUAAUUAGAGUAUCGGUGACCGAUCGGGCAUCAAAGUGCGCUCUUCCGAAAAUGCGAAAAGAUGAAAUCUGAAAAAAAAAUGAAGAAACGUCGAGGAGCCAUUUUAUUUUGCCAUUUUCCACAAUAUUCUGAAAGGAAAUUCUCAUUGUUUUUUGCAAGAAUCAUCUAGACGUUAUUCCACGAUUCUAGUAAAAAUGCGCGUAAAGUGGAAUGUGUAAUUGAAUGCCAAUUAGUCGAAUACGUAAUGUUGCGCUCCCUCCUUUUCCACACCGAUUUCCUGCGCCUUCGUCUCCAAUUUUCCGGUUGUCGUCUUCGUGCUCCGUGAGCUCCGAAAGGAAAAGAGAGAGAGAGAGAGAGAGCACAAAGUCAUAAUCCGGGGUGCACUUGGAGCUCACGGAGACAAGGAGCAGUUAAUUGGAAAAGAAGAAAAAGACGAAGAAGUCAUCAACUCGGCAACGGCUAAUUGAAGAAAUGGGUGAAAAGGGAAAGUGAGGAAAUGAAGAAGUCAAGGGGUCUCGAAAGAGAGAAAAAAGAGUUUCACAAUGAAAAUUCGAUUUUUCAAGUCUUGAACUGAUAUUGUUAAGUUUUCCGGCUUGUACUAGCUAAUUUCGAUAAAAGCAAGAAGUGUCUAUAAAAUAAAGUGCAUCGUUCGAGCUUCAAAAAAUUAUCCCAAGCACUUUUCCUUAUACUGCACAAAAAGGGACCUCACUGACCUGACCGCCAAGUUUAUUUUUUUCCCACAAAACCUUUUUUUUUCUUGUCAACAACCCUAAAACGUUGUUCUUUUCCACUAGAAUCAUCCACUUGAGAAUCUUCAGAAUCCAUCCAGCAUUUUCGUUGUUCCUCUUUUUACGCUUGGCUCCAAAAUGAGUGAAGGGGAAACGAAGCCGUGUAAUUGUUGAGCAAUAAUCUAAUUUUCUUCUUUCUUCUUCACAAAGAGCCCAAAAUUUUCGGUGUGACGUCCUCAAAACGCAGAAUUCAUAUAGCACAAAAAGUUGGAAAGAGAGGGGAAACGAGGAGGUCCAUACCCGUAUUUAUUGGGUUAUAAAAAUGUCCGAGUUUAGAGUUUUUAUGGACUUUCCCUUUCUUUCAAGACAUUCUCCCCAUGCCCGUCUUUCUGGGGGGACUUGUGCUCAGAAUUUCCAAUUUGCACAGGGUUCGCCAUCUUUUUCGUACCUUUUCGACAUUCGAUCUGUUCACCGGAUGCCCCUAGAAAGCGGAAAAGGACACCCCCCGUCUCAGUGAGCAAGCUCCGAUCCGAACCGAGAGUCGAGUGUCACAUUUUUGAAUGAAUGCACAUUUUUGAGCGGAUAAUUGUACUAAAAUGCGAUUAGAACGCAACAAGGAGACGCUUUCGACAAGAUGGAAAUUGAAAAUUCUGAAUAAUUGGGUCUUUCAAUUAAAUAGGGAACGUCUUCUGACAAGAAGACAAGUGGUUAAUUGGCGGGAGGUAAUGUUUUUGUACAUGUACAGGAAAUACUAACGGAUCGGUUUUCCAGUGAAAACAACAAAAUAAAUAAACGAAUACGGCUUUGGCAGCGUCUAAAGAUUGUAGUUUAUAGUUUGAGCAGCCCUAAAUUCACGAGAUCAGCCCCUAAGAAGUUUAGUUUGUAGUCUAAACAGCACCAAGCGUGCUGUAAAUGCGUAUUUAGACCCUUUUCUGUGUUGCAGCCGGUCUACAAUGCCUCGAAGGAUCCGAUUGUGUGCUGGACGCCUCGUGCGGAGAGUGUUCCGGCGUCGCCUGCACCCGUGUCGUGUCCCACAACAUGGACGAUAACAAAGAAGUGGCACUCACGUGUCUCCCCUAUGAUACCAGGUCUCGUUGCUUUUUCCCUUAUUAAUUGACAACUGGUCAGUUGGUCUCCUCAAUCCGUUGCCGCUCGCUUGUCUAUCAGAGUUGAGCGGAAGAACUCAAGAGCAAAGUGAACUCUGCUCAUAAAAAAAUAAUUGUAAAUUUAGCUUUUCACACAAAAAAGUUAUUCGAGUUGUUCCGUGAAAAUGUCCUUCCGUUUUCCGUUAGCCCAAUUUUUCACGGAACAACUCGAAUAACUUUUUUGUAUAAAAAGUUAAAUUUACAAUUAUUUUUCUAUGAGCAGAGUUCACUUUGCUAUACAUUUCGUCAGUUGAUCACAUUCCAUGACAAAAUUUUCUAAAAAAGAUAAAAAUUCAACUCUGUUGUCUAUGGUGGCAGAGCAUUCGACUGCAGAUCGAGAGGUCCCCGGUUCAACUCCGGGUGCCCCCUACUUUAUUUUAUUUCUUUUUCGGCAAACAUUUUCUGUUUUCAAUCCUAAAACUGAUAUUGUAAAUUUGCAGAAACUACCACAAACCACAACUCGAAGAGCAAGGCUGUCGAGUGAUUGGCGAUCGUCAAACUUGUAUUUGUUAUAGCCACGAUUACUGUAACUCUUGCCCCGCCCGCGUAUUUUCAUUUUCUCUUUCUUUCUACGGUUUCAUUAUACUAAUAUUGUCUAUUUUCCACUAACUUUUCCUUUCAUUUCCCCCCAUCUUUUUUUAAAAACAGUCUUUUGAUUUGAAUUAAUUGAAUUAAAAGUGAAAUUUUUGCGGUGAAAGUUGUUCGGUUUUUGAUUUGAAACACCCUUAAAAACAAAAAUGUGUCUGCGCCUCUUCGCAUUCAAUCGUAUUGUGUUUUUCAAUGAAUUAUGUGAGGGCGCGGGGUGUAAAAGUAUAAAAGUGAAGUAGUGGAUGGUUUUUGGAACUGUUAUACCGGUUUGUUCCAGUUAAUCCAAUUAUCGUGUUUUUUUUCGGUUUUUGAGAUUUUUGUUAUUGAUGUCAGGGUCGGUCAUUGAUGAAAACGGGCUUAUUCGCAAAUUUCGGUGUAAUUUUUUGAUUAAUUUUUACUGAACAACUCACGCAACGCCACAAGUUAACGGUUUUGCCAGACCCCCUUAAUUUUCAAGGUCUUCCUCCUCUUUUUGCCAUUGUGAUGUUUCUGCCGUUAUCAGCCCGACGUCAUCAGAAGCGAAUUCUCGAAGAAAAUGACCUUCCCAUUUUUUUUGUGUUUGUCACAAUGUUUGACGAAUUCUCAAGGUUUUGUAACCGGUAGACGUCUUGUGCCGUUGAUGUUUUCGUGCGAAUGAGAAGGGCAUUUCGAAUCGGAGAAUUGGAGAAUUCUAGAUGAAAUCACGAGAAGAAUACUACAUGUAGUAUUCUUGAUUUUUUAAAUGAUGAUUGAUCUCUGCAUUCAAUUAGCCUCUUAAGGAAGAUUCUUCUUCACUUAAGAAGUUGACAAAUGAAAAGUGUUACCUCUUAUUAACAAUUUCUUCAGAUUCAAAUUAUAACUUCUGAAGCCAAAAAUUGUGCUAGCAUACUACAAAACCAAUAACUUCUGCAACUUCUGUUGGGUGCAAACUUUUCUGUGAUUUUUGUGAUUUGUAGGCUACAGAAGAUCCCGCCCACUUGCCAACAUCUAUCAAUAACAAAACGGUAGUAGUAAAUAUUUAGUUGUGGCAUUGCCGGUCUCUUACUUUUUCCCAUUUCUCAAUUUUCUUCUUCAUUUUUUGAAAGACAUCGUUAUAAAAAGCAAUUUGACUCAUUUUUAAAUGAAAUGGUUAUUGAGUGCAUUUUUUCUCCAUCCAGCAAUGUAAAAACUUUAAGAAAUGAAUGAAAGCAUUCGCUAAAUAAUUCGCUGAAUAAAUAAAUAAAUAAAGCUUUAAAAAAAAAUUAAGGCGAGAUUCUGACGGCACUAACAAUUUUCUGACAAUACUGAUUAUUCAGAACGAUAUUUAUCUCAUUUGCCUGUAGAGAUAUCAAAAAAUUGUCAACUGAUAAAAUGAUCAUUGAAAAUUGUUUCAUUGUGUACAGUUUUUCAGUUUACCACUUUUCGAUAUCAUUACAGGCAGCUGAGAUAUUGAACGGACGGUAUCGUUCUAUUGCAUGGUAUCUAACCUUUUGUCUUUGUUCUAUCUAAACAAAAAUUUUAUUUUUUCUUAGAAAUGCACCUUACCUGCUCACUUUUACUGGCGGCCACAGUCCUCCUGGUUCUUCCGUAUGGAACUUUCGAGGUAAGUCAAUUGAAGAAAAAAGUUUUUGCUACUUGAUUUAUGAUUUUCAGUGCGCCACGAACGGACUUUGCGGAUAUCAGCCGACUUGCGCCUCGUACCAACCACCGCCCCAAACUUGCGGAUGCGCCAGAAGUUACGGAUGCGGAUCCUAUGGCUGCUACAGACUCAGAGCUCGCGGAGCCAAGAGUUAUCAGCCGAAGAGAGGACGCUCCCGGGUUACUGUAGGCAGUUCCGAGGAGGCCAGAGAGGUGCUCAAGCAGAGGUACGAAUACAAUGUUUUUCUUCGUCUUUCAUUACUAAACAACAAUAAUAUUGGUGCACAUGGUGCAUCGGACAAAAAAUGUCACUUUCAUUUCAGAUUGGCCAUGGAAAGAGUACGUAGAAAGCAAGAGCUCACCGAGUCCGAAGAGCUUGACCUGGUUUCGCCAUCAGUUUCUAGAAAUAGAAAUGCAGACGGACCGAUUGUAAGUAUUGUUAAUUCUCCAAGCUUCUCCAAACGUUACCAAUUAUUUUGAGCUAAAGCAAGAGUCUGUCGCAUUGAAAAAAAUACGACUUUUCGAUAUUAUCGGUUUGCAGAACCCGGACCGCGCGUUCUACGAGUGUUGCAUCGACCGUAAACUGCCGGACGCGUGCCUGUCCAAGUGCAGCUUCGGCGCAUUCACCAAGUCGUCCCUUCAGGCGAUGUACUUCAAACAGGACCCGUGCCCCCUGGACGCAAUGAAGGAAAUGCAAUUCUGCGCUGCUCAGGGCAGGUGAGUCUAUAACAUUCUUUUUUUUUUGAAACACUGUUGUGAAGUUCCAUAUUUUUAAUUUCGUUUCGUUACCCUCGAGACCAUCUGUAUAAAGACACAAGAAAUUGUGCAAAGUCGGCCGAAAUUUGCGUGAAAAACGGGGGUGCCUCCAAAACUACGGUAUUUUUUGAAAAUUUGUCAAUUUCUUGAGGAUAGGUUAUUUGAAAAUAUUCAAAUUUCUUGCGCAAAUUUUCAAAAAAUACCGUAGUUUUGGAGGCACCCCCCCCCCUUUUUCACGCAAAUUUCAGCCGACUUUGGACAGAAAAACCUGCGGUUUUUCCGGUUUUUCCGAGGCUUUGGACGCCGCAUAAUAAAAAAAAGUGUUCAGAGACCACCGUGCGUGCUGUGCCCGAAACGGAGUGACGACCACCCUGGCGGGUCCGAAAUGUCUCUCCUUCUGCGAUCAACGUCUCGGACACCCCCAACAGCUUGACAUGUCGUUUGUGCCGUGCUUCGAUCGGUUCGAAUCGAUGAAAUCGUGCUUCUGGCACGAUAUGACUCGAUAUUAUAGAAAGGCUUAG